AACCGGUCGAUGAUUUGAAUUUUACUUAAAGCACGUGCGCAAUUGCCAUGUUAAAUUUCAGAAUUUUAGACAAGCAUAAUUUCCCAUUCCCCAAGACCAGGGUAGUCCAGGUAUAAAUCACCGACCCCAUUAAUGACUCUUUGCGCAGGUAAAAUCUGAAUGCCUAUAAGUAAAUUAGGAUUGGAGAAGGAACGAUCAUUCGAUUCCUAAGUGUCGCACCGCAUACACACCUGAGAGACGUGCCAGUUGUUUAACUCUCUGCUGCAUGUCUCUUAUACCGUCGUACCUCCGACAUUUUUUUUUUAUUCACUAAACAUCAAAACCGUUGAGUGCAACGAUCUCCGAGAAUUAAGACAACGGUUUGUUUUUCAUUACAAUAACGCGAUGAAGGGGGAUUUGUGAUAGGUACUGUGGCAUUUAAAGGUAUGACCAUCACACCAUAGGGUGAGGAGUAGUACUUUCAUUCAUUCACUCUACAAACGCGCCGCGACAAUGUCUGGGAGUGACAGCCCAACGUUUUUUCACGGCCAACCCUGGUCCAACUGGAUUGAAAGAAUUGGACGUGACAAACCUCUGAGCGAUGAGGAACCAGAGGGUGAACCAGCGAGCUGUGUCACGCGGCUGUCGGCCGAUGAUAUCGAUUUGUACGGCUUCUGCCCAGAGAGGGAUACAUUUUACGGCGUCGUAUGUGAGCUCUGCAAUGCUAUUGUCAAGCCACAGGCGCUCAUCCAGCACAUGGAGAGCAGACAUUCAUCAGGUACCGUAAACCUGCCACCGCCCUCGACACCCGCAUCAAAGACAUCAGUGAAAGCUCCCUACUGCAAAGUAUCAAAAUUGACGAAGAAGUCGCAACCUUCCCAGAGUUCUGCAGCGAGCAACAACAGUGGUAACGGGGCGAGUGGAACGAAUACAACUAGUAACAAUUCAAAAAUAAAUCACACGUCAGUAAAAAGAAACGCCGAGCAAACCUUCCUGCCGACUUCUCCAGUCGAUGGCACUUGCAGUCUUGUAGGACCAAAUAUUUCCUCUGGGGUGAAUGCCACAGUCCCUGUCCCAUCGAGUCCAGUGAAGAGUCCAGGGAACAACACCAGCAUCAGCAACACCACAACGACUAACAAUGGAACGAAGAGAAAAAGGCUGAAGGCUGAACGUGGACUCCUCAAGGAUCGAGAGUACGAUCCAGACAGGCACUGCGGUGUCUGGAACGAUGAGACUGGAAAACCCUGCACAAGAUCCCUCACCUGCAAGGCACAUACCGUCUCGUUACGACGGACAGUCGCUGGUCGGAGCAAAAGCUUCGACAAAUUGCUCGCUGAGCACAGAGCCUCGAAGGAUCUUCCGAACAGGACGUCAAAAAUAACGGUCACUGGAACUGUCACGGUAUCAACAGCAUCGAGCCUGUUGAAUACGAAUUUAACUAUUGCUAAUGAUAAUGAUACUCCUGGCUCACCACCUGUACUAUCUCUGCCAGAUACCUAUCCACUGCCGAAGGCUGUUGAUUUGCUUUAUCGGUGUCUGGCCCCGCAUGGCUCCACUAAACCUACAAAGCUGGAAGAGGAUUUUGUUAACGAGGAGAUGAGACUUGAAUCAACAGCGGCAGCAGCAGCAGCUGCAGGGAAGGGAACACUAGGAGCAGGAUCGAUGGCUCCAAUUUCUGUUGUCCUUCCCUCAUUAUCACCAAUAGCAGCAAGCAAUGAUACUCCACCAGUUGCCACACUGAUACCAGUCAACGCAUCAUCUCUUCCAGCUAUAGAAACGCCACUGCCACCACCAAAUGCCCAGUUACCGAAUACUGUUCUUGAGGGGGAAACCCUUUCAGACGUUAAUACCGAGAGUAUGACGUUGUACUCACCACUGGCAAUGUUCAAAGAUACCAAAUCCCAAAUAAUAAUGCAGAUACCAAGGUCAAACAGUCUAAUGCAGUCACCAAUGUCCAGGAAUUAUCAAGGCCAGGCAUCAAUGCCCAGCCUUGUCUUUGAAGAUCAGAUGGACAAUCCGAAACAACAACUGGCCAAUGGUAAAAGACUCAAUAAUCAUAUUGCAACGUCCAGUCCGAUCGCUGGACGUGCCGCGAAAAAAAGCAAACAGGAUUUUCAAACUGAUAAUUAUUCAUCUGCUAUUCAAGUAGAAACAACAACAACGUCCACAGCUUAUCCACAUUUUAGUGACAUUGCCUGGUCAAAUUGUCAUCCUGAGCCAUUGGCCGUUAGUCGUUGGUUGCGUAUUACAUCAACUCGUAAACAGUACAACUUUAAUAUUCACUGACAUAAAAUCCCACCCACCCCGGGCUGAGGACUCAAUGUUGUUGUUGCUCAUGAUAGUCGUAUGCCUUCUUUAUUACUAAGACAAUUGCUUGAGUGUCGAGUCCAGGGCCCGUCGAGUGGGAUGGUUAAUGGUAAGGUAAAAGAGGAUAUGUAGGAUUCAAAUUAUUUUCUUUGGUUGUGACCUGGUAAUGUGGAGGAUCUCUUAAUUUUUGGAUGAACUAGCGGAAAUAUUGAUAUUCCGGGUGGUCUGAGGGAAAAAACUAGCCUUCUUUGAAAGUUUAUUUAGUCAAGAACCUUAUCUGUAUUUUUUGCCCAUUUUUCAACCGAUAUUUAAUCGAAAAAUUGAUGAUUUUUUAUUUUUUCAUACAUAUGAUGAUCUUGAAGGGGAAGGAGAAAAUCCAGUUCAAGAAAUUAGACUACUGAGCAUUUAAUGACAUUUUAACUUAUAUUUCGUACUGCCAGUUAUCAUUUCUGGUGAUAUAGAUUCAAAUUUAGCUGUAGAGAAGGCUAAUUUUUAACGGCGUUGAAUGAAAAAAAAUUAUUAAUAGAAUUUUUCAUAAAAUUAAUAAAACAUCUUUGUAGAAAAAGUACUAGACGAAGGUGUCUGAACCUUCUAUCACAGAAAAUUAAAGCUAGAGUAGUUGAUUCCAGAAUCGAAAAAUAUUUUUCUCCAAACAAAAUCUUUGAGAUACUUCUUGUUAUCAGAACACUUCGAUCAUAAUCGUCGAGUUUGGUCUUCUCAACUAUUUUAUUGAGCUCGAUGAUUGAAUAGAGUACUAGGUAAAAUUUUUUUUUGAUUGAUACGCUUUACUCUGAAAUACGGCUUUAUUCCUCUUUCAUAUUCUCUCAAUCCAACUUUUUGUACACAUUUGAAUCAUUGAUGUCUUCAAGUUGUCCUUGUUGGAUAUACCAAGAGACCUGAUAACUCAUAAUAGAAUAAUUGAAAAAAAAACGACUAGACAUAAAGUGAAGAAAAACGAAAUAAGAAUUAAAAUAAUAGGAUAGUCUUUAUAACAUUGACCACGUUGAUCACCGGUUUUCGAUUGAAAUUAGCGGAUAGUUGGAGACAACUUGUAAUUUGUCGAUUGACACAUCAUUCUUCAUGAUUUUUUUUUAAUUGUAAAUAUAAUUUCAUUUAUACUUUUCGAGAAUUGUAAAUAGCCCAUCGAUUCAUUAGGAAUAUCUCUUAGUGAGAAUGCAGUAUCAAAUGGUUGAUUAUAUUUUUUUAAUUUCAUGAUCUCUUUUGUUUUUUUAUACUCUGCUUUCUCCUGCACAUGGAUGAUGAUAUGUUUUGUAUAAUUCGUAAUUGUAGAUAAUUAAUUACUAAUGGAACACUCACACGUAUAUGAUAACUUCGAAUGUCAAUGGACAAUCGGAAACUGUUCCACUGACGUUCUUCAUUAAUUUCAUUUACGAUUUUGUUAUGGAGUUAUGCAUUUAAUGAUAGUCUCAAAUUAUUUACCAUCAAUUUUUAUCAGAUUAAUGAAAGACUUGCAAAAAAGCAUAUAUAACACACCUAGAAUGGCCUAAUAAGGGUGACAUUACAAAAGCCAGUCAUUACCUCAGUGAAAUACAUUAAUAUGGCCUCAACACCCAGAGCACACGUGAAUCCAUGUCGGGAAAGUAUUGAUGAAUAAUGGUAUUUGUUAUCAUGCAAUAAUUUUAGCAUUAAUUUAAUUCAAUCCAGUGCUCAAAAUAAAAAUCAAUCGCCUGACGUAUUAUAUAUGGCUCACAAAUUUUCUGUUCAGCUAUCGUAAGUAAUCACUGAGCGAAAUAAAGUGGAAAUACAAUUUGUGAGAAUUUUCAGAUUAAUCAUGUGAGUUUUAGAAAUGAAUUUCAGAAACUAUUCGUUUGUGUUUGAAUCAUAUUAUGAUUCGCAUCAAUUCGUAUCCUGAAAUAUUUUCUUAGAUUGAGGCUUUGUUUGGAAUUUAGGUAUAGAAAAUUUCUGGGAUAAAAAAAUAUGCAAAAAAUAAAAUGACUGCUUUUUUGGCUCAGUGAUAAUUCAUAAAUUAGUUUAGUAAAAAAUGUAUGAAUAGAUUACAUUGCUUAAAAAUGUAUUUCAAUUGGAUGGAAACGAUUUAAGACUGCUCCUGUACGAGGUUUCAUGUAUUGUAGUAACAUUUAUAUACCUACACUCACACAUUGUACAUCAUCUUGCUCCGAUCAUGACAGUUGCAAGAUUUUCUAAGAUGAAUGAAUGAAAGUAAUUUUAAGCAACCUUUGGGUUACAAAUACCUCGAUGAGAGUUCAAUUUACAUAUAUUCCAAGAGAUACAGGGGGAGAGAAAUGAAUGGGAAUUAUUAGAGAGAUUGGGUGUAGUAUGUGCGUGAAUGUGUGGUACGACUUUUAUCAUGGAUUGUGAUAUUUAAUGCGUAAUACAGUAAUAUUAUUGUACAGUGAAUCUGCAUUCGAGAAUAUAAAGUUCUUGAAAUUUUCCAAAACAAAAGGCUUACCUACAAUUUCUACUCAAUCUCUAAAGGUAGCCAAUUGUGUAUUCAUGCGUGCUUCCUUAUUUAUCUACGUCUUGAGAGCAAAAAUUAGAUAGUGCACGUCUGAUGAAAUUUUCUAGAAAAAUAUUGCAAAUUUGCUGGAAACUCUAUUGAAUUUUUAUUGAAUUUCCUAUUCAUUGUUUUUCAAAAAUAUUCGAUGGAAAUUCUCGAAGGAGUUUUGGAAUAAAAUCAUUGCAGAAAUUCAUUAUAUUAAAUAUCAGUUGAAUUUGUUCUACACAAAAAUCACCUAAUCAGAAAAAGCUAACGGAAUUUUCAAUAAAAGUUCAAUAGAAUUUUGUAUAGCAUUCAGUUUUUCGUAAAAUGGUUUGCGCGUGUGCACAGUCGUGUGGUAAUGAGAUGUAAAAGAUGCUUGCCAUAUCAAUUAGCAACGAACCACAAUUGGGCAGCUUUACUUAAAUGCCGUAGCGUGCUGGUCUGUUCGCAGUAUGUGAAUGAAUGGACAAGGAUCAAAUGGAGGAAGACCAUAGAUGAAACAUAUGAAAAUUCAACAUAUGAAAACAUUUAAUAGAAAAAUCUAACGUUAUCUCUAGGAAAUCCCAUUAAUUGGUUGUCGAAACUCUGACUGAAACGAAAUUGAUUUUUUAGAAAAAGAUUCUAUAGAUAUGGAUGAUUUUAUCUAAGUCGUUUUAUCCUAAUUUUAUUUAUGGGAACUCGUGGAUUUGUUUUCAGAAGAACGAAUGGAAAAUGCAUGAUAAUAGGACUGCAGUCAAUUGUUUAAAGGGAUUGCCUAGGCUUUUUUAUUAAAUGUUUUCAUACGUAUCUGCUUUUGUGGUAAAUUUACCGGGUAGACAAAUAUCUCUACUAUUUUUCAUUAACCCAAUGGAUGGGUAAACUCAGGUGAAAGAGAGUCUAGGAGAUUCUAAAGUCAUUUUAACAACAAUAAAUUUUGUUGUUUCGUAGGUAACCCACAUUGUAAUAGGGUUCAAGUGUGUUGUUGUUUUAAUUUUCAUCACUACGAUUUCUCGAAGUGCGCUUGUAUUAUUUGGAUCCCUAGUAUUUAUCAUUAAUCACGAAUGUAGAUGCGGCAAGACGAUUUUUGCCAAAUAUGAAAUAUUUAAUUGAUUCGCGAUUAUACUGUGAGAUAUGUCCAUUAAUAUCUCACACUUCGUAAUUUUGUCAUCUAUUUGAGAUCUAACUGAAAAAACUAGGAAACUCCUUGUGGCAUUUUCUAUGUGAAAGAAUAUAAACAUUUUAUAUUUAUUUUUA
Molecule: messenger RNA, 5980 nt
Organism: Diachasmimorpha longicaudata
Lineage: Eukaryota; Metazoa; Arthropoda; Insecta; Hymenoptera; Braconidae
Product: ataxin-7-like protein 1
Exons: 6
Coding region: 493-2265 (590 amino acids)
Source: RefSeq, a predicted model, not a curated record